UACUUCAAAUUAUUUUCAAAUUUCAACAUAACCAACAAAAUCCUCAUUUUUAUUAUUUUUGUAAUCAGUGCCCAAAUAACAAGAAAAACCAUCUAUAUAGGAAUAAAAUGUUUAACAAACUUAAAAUUCUCGUAUUUUCUGAUACGUGUUUAAGCAUAAACCAACAGUCUCGAUGUUUAGCGAGGUGGUCUAGUCGCAAGCCUGCCAAACUAAUUGCUGCUGAAGAAUAUGAUGAAGAAGCAGAUAAACAUUUACCAAAAGAUAAACCGGCGUGGUCUGUGAAUUAUUUUAAAAACAAAUCACUUGAAAAUAACAGGUCAAAAGAUAUAGAGCCAAUUACAAUUUCAAAGAAGGGAAUGUCUCCUAAAAUCACAAUGGACAUGUUAGAAAGUACAACAGACGAAAAUGGUGAUUUUAUUUACACGAAAAUGAAGAAUAAUGAUCCUAGGAUAAGUCAGUUAUUGACAGAAAUAAAGUCGAACAAAGAAAGAGAUAAACGAGACCUUAUGCUGCUCGAAGGAAAGAGGUUAAUAAAAGAUGCCCUUGAUGCGAAGUGCAAACUCCAGUACAUUCUGUUCAGUAGAUUUGAUGAAGUAGAUUAUUUAAAACCAUCAAUUCCUAAAAUAGGAGCAAAGUUGUAUAAAAUGCCUUUAAAAGAAAUGCAGAUGUGGUCCGAUUUAACAACGUGUCCUGGUAUAAUGGGAAUAUUCAAAAUUCCUGAUGUUGCAUCGCACAGUGUCCCAAAAGGUGCUCUUCCAUUAACCAUUGUUUGUGACAAUAUUAGGGAAGCAGAUAACUUAGGUGCUAUUUUAAGGACUAGUAGUGGCGUCGGAUGUGAACAAGUACUUUUAACAAAGGGUUGUGUAAAUGUGUGGGACUCAAAAGUACUGAGAAGUGCAUGCGGAGCUCAUUUUAAACUUAAAAUUAAGAAAAAAGUUGACAUGGAUACUAUUAUAGAAGAUCUGCCUCCAAACUGCAACUUCUUUAUUGCUGAUAAUAAAGUUAUAUCAAUGACUAGCAUUGAUGAAAAUCAGGAUAAAAAACUAUUGUCCAAGUUAUUAGAGUCUAUUCCUAUUGUACCUUAUUAUGGACUAAAUUUCACUCCGAAUAAACAUAAUGUUCUUAUUGUGGGCGGCGAAACGGAAGGUAUUAGCUUGAACUCUUAUAGUUUAGUUUCAAAUUUAAAUGGAGUCAGACUUAAUAUUCCACUGGGAAAUAAUGUUGAUAGUUUAAAUGUUGGUACAGCACUUGGAAUACUUGUUUUUGAAAUGAAGAGGCAGUACCUAUCUAAAAUUCAAAAUGAUACUAGCGACUGUGUAAAAGGUGAGGUUGUAUAAAAUCUAUAUUUGUUAGGAUUAAGCAAUAAAAAUGUAAAAUAUU
Molecule: messenger RNA, 1380 nt
Organism: Diabrotica virgifera virgifera (western corn rootworm)
Lineage: Eukaryota; Metazoa; Arthropoda; Insecta; Coleoptera; Chrysomelidae
Product: rRNA methyltransferase 3, mitochondrial
Exons: 1
Coding region: 108-1337 (409 amino acids)
Biological process (GO): RNA processing
Molecular function (GO): RNA binding; RNA methyltransferase activity
Source: RefSeq, a predicted model, not a curated record